AUGUCAAGAGAAGCAGGAGUAUCGACGUCGGGAGCGCUGGGCGCGGGGAGCACCGCUGCCAGCACCACGCCGCGGGCAGCCACCAGCAGCACCGGCCGCCCCACCACCACCUCGGCCUCGGGCAGGAGGAACAGGAGCACCAGCACACCAUCGCCCAUGGCUGACGUCCCUGAUGAAAUGACCACGCACCUCCCUCCCGCCUCUUCCCAACUGCCCCCAGCCGGUGCAGAGAGCUGCGACCCUGUGGAAGCCCGGGAUAUUAUGUGGUCUCGGACCCGGCAGGGGCAGGUGGCGAAGCAGCCGUUGCCCAUGGGCUCCAUAGGUGUUGCAACGUUCCGCUGUCUUGCUCCAGAUGGGAUCUGGGAGCCCCAAGGACCUGACCUCAGCAACUGCUCUUCUCCCUGGAUCAACCACAUCACUCAGAAGAUGAAGUCAGGGGAGAUGGCUGCCAACAUCGCCCGGGAGCUCGCGGAGCACACGAAAAACCACUUGUACGCUGGAGACAUCACGUACUCCGUGUCCGCCAUGGUCCAGCUGGUGAACCUGCUGGACGUACAGCUCCGAAACCUGACUCCAGGUGGGAAGGACAGCGCUGCACGCAGCUUAAAUAAGCUUCAGAAAAGGGAGCGCUCUUGCAGGGCCUAUGUCCAGGCCAUGGUGGAGACGGUGAACAACCUCCUGCAGCCGCAGGCGUUGAACGCAUGGAGGGACCUGAACGCGAGCGAGCAGCAGCGUGCGGCCACCAAGUUACUGGACACUGUGGAGGACAGUGCCUUCGUGCUGGCUGAUAACCUGCUGAAGACGGACAUUGUCCGGGAAAACACUGACAACAUCCAGCUGGAAGUUGCUAGACUGAGCACAGAUGGGAAUUUGGAAGACCUGAAGUUUCCCCAGAACAUGGGCCAUGGGAGCGCCAUUCAGCUGUCGGCAAAUACCUUGAAGCAAAAUGGUCGAAAUGGUGAAAUCAGGGUGGCUUUUGUGCUGUACAACAACCUGGGCACCUAUCUCUCCACGGAGAAUGCCAGCAUGAAGUUGGGAACAGAAGCAAUGUCGACUAAUCACUCUGUCAUUGUCAACUCCCCCGUCAUCACGGCAGCAAUAAACAAAGAGUUCAGCAAUAAGGUUUACCUAGCUGAUCCUGUGGUGUUUACCGUCAAGCACAUCAAGCAGUCAGAAGAAAAUUUCAAUCCCAACUGUUCAUUCUGGAGCUAUACAAAGCGUACAAUGACAGGGUAUUGGUCCACCCAGGGAUGCCGCCUCCUGACAACUAACAAGACACACACCACGUGCUCCUGCAAUCACCUAACCAACUUUGCGGUCCUGAUGGCACACGUGGAAGUUAAG
This is a messenger RNA of Pterocles gutturalis (yellow-throated sandgrouse), 1344 nucleotides long. RefSeq names its product latrophilin-3-like. The annotation marks the transcript as partial. The record is from RefSeq and is a predicted model, not a curated record. Gene Ontology annotation, molecular function: G protein-coupled receptor activity. Gene Ontology annotation, cellular component: membrane; axon; glutamatergic synapse. Gene Ontology annotation, biological process: adenylate cyclase-activating G protein-coupled receptor signaling pathway; synapse assembly; brain development. NCBI's taxonomy places the organism in Eukaryota, Metazoa, Chordata, Aves, Pterocliformes, Pteroclidae. The transcript is spliced from 9 exons.